This is a messenger RNA of Perca flavescens (yellow perch), 1727 nucleotides long. RefSeq names its product cysteine/tyrosine-rich 1 (gene cyyr1). The transcript is spliced from 4 exons. Bases 310 to 792 code for a protein of 160 amino acids. NCBI's taxonomy places the organism in Eukaryota, Metazoa, Chordata, Actinopteri, Perciformes, Percidae. The record is from RefSeq and is a predicted model, not a curated record.
GGGAGUGGAGUUGAAUAAAAACCUCAGCAGUCAGUCAGAGGUGUGGGAAACAUACGGAACAGCCAAAGAAAAGACGCGCACACGCGGACGAACAAACGGAGCUUAACUUUUAAGGGGAAAUAUGAAAGGAACCCAAAGUCAUAACGAGCAGUCGGCUGCUGUCUUUAGGAGUGGGGGGGGUGCACAAUAAUGCUCACGAAAGAGCCAAAUAGGUGACUGGAAAGAAGCGCUUUUUGUUAUCUUCUGCCAUUGAUUAAGAAAAUAAAAAGCAGCCCGGAAAGUGGGCACAGGCACGGGGAGAGAAGGGUCAUGGAAAACCCCUGGAGGAGGAGGAGGAGGACGCAGGCGGUCAGAUGGAAGUUGCUGAGGAACUCGCUGCUGCUUUGUUUAUUCACCGGCGGCACUAAAGCUGAGUGUGAAGGCUGCAUAGAGUAUUGCUGCGAUGGAUCGCCGCCUUUCUGCUGCUCCUACUACGCCUACGUGGGGGACGUCCUCUCGGGCACUGCCAUCUCUGGUAUCGUUUUCGGUGUGGUGUUUCUGAUGGGGGCGGUGGCGGCCUUGUUCCUGUGUGUGUGUAUGUGCAUGAAGAACGGGCGGGGCGCGCGGGUCGGUGUGUUCAGCACCUCCUACAUCAACACUGUGACCCAGGGCUACCCAGGUCCUCCACCUCCAUACAACUAUGACUACGAAAUGUACCCUUCCUCGCUGAACCCCCCGCCUUACACCCCAACUCAGCCUCGACCGGCCAACUACUCCCCACCUCCUCCAUACCCUGGCUGCACCCGCAAGUGAAUCCCUGCAGCACAGAUCAUCUCCCGGCCAGCUCAAGAGAAACAGGCAUGGCCUGGUUAUACAUUUCUGGCCUCUAAAGACAAUUUAACAGGCCCACAAACAUUUCCACAUUUAAAAAAUAAAAAAGGGGCUGCCCAGUGCAAUAUUGUUCAGAAGGCCAUAAUAACCAGCUAUGUGCCUGCAAGUUGUAAAUGUCACUGCAUUUCUGCUGGAGUCUGGACCAAAUAGUGGGGAAAUGAAUACUAAUUUAACACAAUGUUGGUCAGAACACCCCACAUUCUGAUAGACUUAAAGUAUUAGCGGCGCUGCUAGCCUGUAGCUGGUACUUUUCCCCCUGUUAAUAACCAAUAUCCUUAUCCGUAGCCGGCUGUGCACAUCAAAGGCACAGCACCGCUUUGAAGAAGGUGAAGACCACUUUUGUCAGCAUGGAGGGAAACUUCACAUUACUGAAGAAGUAAAGUCUUUCUAGACUCUUCUUUUAUGGAAAGUUACUUAUUUAAAAAAAGAACUUGAUUUAUGUCCGUGACUCAAGGUGGAAGUUGAUGAUUAAAGCUUUUUAAAACAAGUCAGGUCUGGACCUGUCAUGUGUAGACACAAAGACUUGAACAUAUUUGCAUUAUACUGACUUUAAUGGCAACUUGAAUGGACUGGGUUGUGGUAAUGAACUGGGUUUAUUGCCUUACUUGAAACAAUGAGAGGGUGAAAACUUGCAAUUUGUUUUGCCUUUGCGAGAUUCUUAAAUUGUGAAGCAUUCAUGAUAUGAAUUGCAGUUGUAGACUAAUUCAGGUUUGUAGGUUAUUUGAAAGUGAUUUGACCUCACUGCUAUGACUAUGAAUGAUGGAAGGGAUUUAACUGUAAUAGGGUGUCAGGUAAAUGAUUUUAAGUGUUUCUUUGCUGUUUUAGUAGUUGUAAAUUAAAGAUGUUAUUAAAACGUU